GGAUCAGGCAAAUCCAGCGAGUGAUGUAGUUUCUCACACAGAGGCCGCCGGUCAGUGUUAUGCCGUCUGUUAACAAAACACAGGAGAAAGAAGACUAUCGACAAACACGCCUUUUAUCCACCUUUUUAUUGGCGUAUUGUUUUUACAGGUCGCAUUGUCUCGUUCGGGCCACUUCUUUGCUCUCAUCCAUCUGCUCGGGCGGCUGCGGCUUGCUGGUAAACACGAAUCAUGCCGCCGCCAACGAUUCCCUCCGGUGCAAUUCAUUGGUGUAACGGGUGCUACUGUGGUAAUGGACCUUACGCAGAGUGUGUCACGGCGAUGAGCGUCUUCAGGAUCUUCUGUGUGAUGUGCGCCUUGGUCCUCAUCCUGACUAUCUUCUGCUACUGCUUGAGUAAACUAAACCAACACGGUAGUGAAUGGCUUGGAUACAUAGAGGUGGUUUAUAAUGGAGAUCCAAAAAAGUUGAAUCUUCCUGAGACGUGUGCCGUGUGUCUGGAGGACUUCAAAGUGAAAGACGAGAUGGCAGUGUGUCCAUGCCAACAUGGUUUCCACAAGAAGUGUCUGGUAAAGUGUCUGAAGGUACGCCGCUGCUGCCCCACGUGCAACAAAACCACUUGUGAGCCCAUUGUGGAGCACUGGGUCGAGCCUAUCGAGUAUAUUAACCUACCAAUAUAGUUUCUGAAACCCUGCCGGCCCGGGUGGGACGCCCCGUCCUGGCCAUACAAGCUUAUGAAAGGUAGCGACCAACUGGAAGAGAGACACUGUUUUUGUUGGGGCAAUGUAGAUGCAACCCGGAGAAAGAAUCUGAAGUAUGCUGUUGCCCAGCAACCAUCUCUGGGAUGGGAAAAGGACACCUUGUGGCGUCUCAGAGAUUAUUUCAGUACACCACACAUCCCGCUCUGUAACAUCGUUGCCUCGAGUCGGGUUGACGGCACCAGCGAAGAAGAGUUUUUAAGUUUUCACCGUAGUUCUGUGUUGAUAUAAAUUGCACCUUGGAUUCACCCAUUGUUUUUCUAUUAUAGUAAGAGUUUUGAAGGCAGCGUUGCAGGUUUCAUCUUUCCAGGUGUGAAUUAUUUGAUAAAAGUCUGAAGUAUCAGAGAUGCUGUUUCAUCUGAAGACAAGCGAGGCAGCAGUUCAGUUCCUCAGAGUUGUGAAUUCACCACAUAUAUUUCUGUGGCAUCACUGCUGAGAUUCAGUCUCUACAUUCAUUCCCUGUUGUGGUUCUUUCUUUUUUAUGAUUUAUAGCGUAUUAUAAAGCAAAACACUGCCGACAGCUCAAAACUCUCAAAGCACAUUGUCCGGACACAGGCGGCACCUGCACUGUAAUCAAAAGCCAAACAUACACAUGAGUGCUCUCAAACUCACAUGCCAAGAAAAUAGAUUUGUUCGCUCUGAUUCUGGCCACCUUCCACAUUUUGUAAUUGAAACGAAUGUAAAUCACAACAAAACAAUAAUAAAUACGGUUGUCUGUUUUCUUCA
Gasterosteus aculeatus aculeatus (three-spined stickleback) is the source of this 1479-nucleotide messenger RNA. RefSeq names its product RING finger protein 122. The record is from RefSeq and is a predicted model, not a curated record. NCBI's taxonomy places the organism in Eukaryota, Metazoa, Chordata, Actinopteri, Perciformes, Gasterosteidae.